AUGGCCAAAAAAUCGGAGAAUAUCGGCGGAAAGCUCGUUACGGUGUCGGUUGUUGGACUAUCUGGCACCGAAAAGGAGAAGGGCCAGCUGGGCGUGGGCAAGUCGUGCCUGUGCAAUCGCUUCGUCCGCACCAACGCCGACGAUUACAACGUGGACCACAUCUCCGUUCUGAGCCAGGAGACAGGCACACUACCCACUACGCCAUUCGGGUCAUCGAGAUCGAUAAGUUUGACCUGGGCCGAUGAUGAUGAUGAA
This is a messenger RNA of Iphiclides podalirius (scarce swallowtail), 255 nucleotides long. The record is from the annotation of a GenBank genome assembly. NCBI's taxonomy places the organism in Eukaryota, Metazoa, Arthropoda, Insecta, Lepidoptera, Papilionidae.